AAUAAAGAAAGAAAUUAAAAAAAUAAGAAUAAAAAUAAAAAAAAACCCCAAAUCUGAACCAAAUCUCAAGAAUAUUCGAAUAUAGGGCUUCGAUAAGCCCAUUUCGGUUUGAAUUAUAGUUAAAAUUGGUUAAAUUUCCGCUCAAAAAGCUUCCACGAAAUAUAGAGAUUUUUGGUGCAAGGUUUUUUUCGUUUUUAAUCUUAUAGGACCGUCAGGAAGAUCUAUACAUCGAUAAUGAAGUUUCUAGAGUAUACGCCCUUGGAUCGAUUAAAUGUGUUUUUGAGUCGUUUAAAUCUUGGAGAGCGUACGAUCAAAGGUUGUCUUGAAGCUUACUCUUGCAAACACACUGGAACGGACAAAAAGCUAUCUCUGAGUUUGGAGAAUGAGAUCCUUGAUUAUCUUGGGAAAUCUUCAGACACCGACUCUUCCUCACCAGCUGAACUCCUUUUAAGCAGAUCAAGCCGAAAAACACUGGUCUACCUGGUACUAACACUCUAUCACAUUUAUCCAGACUAUGAUUUCAGUGCUGUGAACGCUCAUCAAUUCUUCACAGAAGAAAGCUGGGAUGGGUUUAAGCAGAUAUUUGAUACCUAUAUGUUUGAAGCAUCAAAGGAAUGGAUUGAGACAAGCGAGGGAGGCUCCCUGUUGGAUGCCUUGUACAAGGUUCUGGAUGAGGUUGUAAAAUUGGCAGAAUGUGAAAUUUAUAGUUACAAUCCAGACUCCGAUGUGGAUCCUUUUCUUGAGAGAGGAGCCAUAUGGUCAUUCAAUUUCUUCUUCUAUAAUAGAAAACUUAAGCGAGUUGUGAGUUUCCGUUUCUGCUGUUUAAGUAACAUUGUAGCUGAUGGAUUUCUCAUGGAUGAACUCCGAUAUGAGGAAGACGAAGAAAUAUUCAAUGACAUGGACAUAUGAAGGGAAGACUCUGUUAGUAGUACUGUUAAUAUGUCAAGACUUGUUGACUUCCAUCUCUAGCUAUGUAACCAUAUCCGCUGUACCCAUAUAUCUCUUUGGUGGUAUAAUCUGGUUUAGUAUGCUCGCCGUUUCUACACACUCCUGUAGGUAGGAAUGUUGUUUUGUUAUGUACAGGUCUAAUUUCUCUUUAGGCUUGUGAUUAUCGUAGUAAAGUUCAUAGUUUGUAGGAGAGAUUUCUUAUAUGUAUAAUAAGCCAAAGAAUUGUUGUUCCAAAAUUCGCAUUUGUAUGUACUUUAAAAGCUUGACAGCUUUUUGUUUAUCUUGAACCCAAGAGAAAACGAAAUAUGUAGAAUUAUUGUUGUUUUUAUUAUUA
Messenger RNA from Ziziphus jujuba (common jujube), 1282 nucleotides. RefSeq lists its product as uncharacterized. Gene Ontology annotation, molecular function: RNA polymerase III core binding. NCBI's taxonomy places the organism in Eukaryota, Viridiplantae, Streptophyta, Magnoliopsida, Rosales, Rhamnaceae. The transcript has 11 exons. Gene Ontology annotation, cellular component: nucleus. Gene Ontology annotation, biological process: negative regulation of transcription by RNA polymerase III. The coding region runs from base 235 to 909 and encodes 224 amino acids. The record is from RefSeq and is a predicted model, not a curated record.